AUGAAGAAAGACAUGAUUGGCACUUAUUCCCUUUUCCCCAGAUAUAACACACCAGCUUGGAGACAAGCAUGCAUUCGUUCACUUAAAGUCCUGGACAUGACUUCAAGUCCCGUAAGACAUGAGGACAACAUCCAAAUGGAUUGUGCAGGAAGCAUGUACGAACUAGCUAACCAUACCAACAACACAUUUAAUAAUGAGAGAGGGUGGCCUACAUCAAAUCCUUAUCUUCAGAAACUAGUCCAAGAUUUGUCUUCGCUUGAGAAAUACCAGCUGAGGGAAGCGGAGGAGCGUUGGGGGUGGGGGAGGUUGGGAGGUAUGGUGGGGCUGGGUUAA
Molecule: messenger RNA, 333 nt
Organism: Prunus armeniaca (apricot)
Lineage: Eukaryota; Viridiplantae; Streptophyta; Magnoliopsida; Rosales; Rosaceae
Source: the annotation of a GenBank genome assembly